This is a messenger RNA of Rhipicephalus microplus (southern cattle tick), 13853 nucleotides long. It is a transcript of the gene ds, whose product is annotated as dachsous cadherin-related 1. Gene Ontology annotation, biological process: homophilic cell-cell adhesion. Lineage: Eukaryota; Metazoa; Arthropoda; Arachnida; Ixodida; Ixodidae. Gene Ontology annotation, molecular function: calcium ion binding. The record is from RefSeq and is a predicted model, not a curated record. Gene Ontology annotation, cellular component: plasma membrane.
UCAACCUGUUGAGCGAGUCCCCUUGCAGCGCUCAAGCCAUGGCCGGCCGGAUUCCUCCGAGAGGUGCACCGCUGCACCACAGGCACCAUUCAUGACCCUCGGCUGUCAUGUGGCAGUGGCUCCUCUGGGCAGCCUGCUGCCUGGUGGCGGGUGCCGAGCUCAUCCAAGAAUUUGAGGUGGCUGAGGGUGUACCAGCUGGCAGCCUUGUAGGGAUCAUUGGGCGUGACACGGGCACGCAGCCACCAUACCUUAUUGUGCCGGCACCUGGUUCAGCUGUCGACUCGGAUCUGAGCAUUGACCAGGCAUCUGGACAGGUGCGCACCAGUGUGGUGCUGGACAGGGAACUGCGCAGCGAGUACUCCUUUGUAGCAAUACCAUCCAGCGGUGACAAUGUGCGCGUCAACAUCCAUGUGCUUGAUGUUAAUGACAAUGCACCCGAGUUUCCAGUGGACAGCAUGGCUCUCGAGUUUCCAGAGAACACGCCUCGAGACGUUAAGCGCACGCUCAGCCCCGCACGAGACCGAGACUUGGGCGAGUUCAGCACGCAACACUAUCGAAUUGCAUCUGGAAAUGCUGAUGGUGCAUUUCGUUUGGCCUCUCAUCGAGAGCGGGAUGAUGUGUUGUAUUUGGACCUACAAAUCAGUGGGGCCCUGGACCGGGAAGCGACACCUUUCUACAGCCUGCAGGUGGAGGCCUUUGACGGAGGCCGGCCACCGCUGAGGGGUAUGAUGACUGUCAACAUCACCAUCCUUGACGUUAACGAUAACCCACCUGCUUUCAACCAAAGUCGCUAUGUGGGACGUGUGCCAGAGAAUGCCAGCAUGGGCACUGCAGUGCUGCGUGUCCUGGCCACUGAUGCAGAUGCAGGGGACAAUGGCCGUGUGCACUAUGCCAUCAACAGGCGCCAAAGUGAUCGUGAUGGUCUUUUUGCAAUUGAUGCCGAGUCAGGCUUAGUUUCUGUCAGCAAGCCUCUGGACUUUGAGGCCAAGGACACCCACGAGUUGGUGGUUGUGGCACGUGACUGUGGUGAGCAACCUUUGGAAGCGACUGCCUUUGUAUCGGUACUGUUAACUGAUGUGAAUGACAACCAGCCAAGCAUUAAUCUCAUCUUUCUUAGUGACGACGCAUCACCCAAGGUGUCGGAAGACGCACGUCCUGGGGAGCUAGUGGCACGUGUCAGUGUUAAUGACCCCGAUUCCAAAGCAGAGUAUGCCAAUGUCAAUGUGAGUCUCAGUGGAGGUGAUGGACACUUUGGUCUGGCUACUCAGGACAACAUCAUCUACCUGGUCAUGGUAGCACAGCCGCUGGACCGAGAGACUCGAGCGCGGUACGGCAUGUUACUCACAGCCACUGAUCAAGGAAGCCCACCCCUGAAUGCUUCACGCUCUUUUGAGCUGGCUGUCACCGACACCAACGACAAUGCACCUGAGUUUGACCAGGACACAUAUCAUGCCAGUGUGCUUGAAGUGGCCGACCCCGGCACAUCAGUGCUGCAGCUGACUGCUUCUGACCGUGACGAAGGACGCAACUCAUUGCUCCGCUAUUCUAUUCUGCACACCCCGGAUACAUACUCACAGUGGUUCCAUGUCGAUCCCCGUACAGGUCUGGUGACCACACGGACUCCUAUUGAUUGCGAAACAAGCCCCGUGCCACGUGUCACUGUGCUUGCUACAGAUGGUGGAGAGCCUCCACUGUCGGCUAGUGCUACGCUGCUGGUCACCAUCAGUGAUGUGAAUGACAAUGAACCCAUAUUUGACCAGAGCUUUUACAACAUCACAGUGGCCGAGGACGAGCCCGUUGGCAAGUGCGUCCUCAGGGUGUCCGCCUCAGAUCCCGACUGUGGCGUGAAUGCCAUGGUGAACUUCACACUGGGUGGAGGAGCCAGCAGCGACUUCCGCCAGCACUUUGCUGUGCAUCCCAGCACUGGAGAACUGUGCUUGAUCGCCAGCCUUGAUCGGGAGCUGAGAAGUUCCUACGAGAUCCCCAUUGCUGCCACCGACCGAGGUGGCCUGAGCACUAUGGCCAUGGUGAAGGUCUAUGUGCGGGACGUGAAUGACAACCGGCCGAUCUUCUAUCCCCGCGAGUACAACGUGAGCCUUCGGGAGCAAGAUGCCCUGGCCACACCCAUAGCUGUAGUGGUCGCCAGUGAUGCUGACUCGGGAGCCUUUGGAAGUGUCUCGUACCACAUUGUCAGUGGCAACGAUAUGGGCAUUUUCCGAGUUGACCCCACUUCAGGCAAGUUCUUUUACAGGAUGGCAUGGAAAACCGCACUUGAGAUGCAGUGGUCAAUACGAUACAUGUCCUUCAGUGGUGGUGGCUAUGUUUGUGUAUGCUACUUGUUUAUGGGGAAAAGAGAGGUCUGGAGCAGUAGCGGCGUCACCAAAACCAUGGCUGCAACUGUCAACUUCCCCCAGACGCGCUCACCCAUUGAUGGCAACAGGGCGCACCUUGUUUUUUAUGUAGCUGCCAUGUCAGUGCCACGGGCAGUGGAUGAACGGCGUAUUGCUGACUGGAAGACAACUGAGCUUCCCCAGUACCUGGCUCGUUAUGAGCCUGCCAACCUCUUCAAUGCCGAUGAAACGGCUUUCUUCUUUAAAGCCUUGCCGGACAAAACGAUCACGUUCAAGGGCGACUUGUGCGUUGGAGGGACGAGGAGCAAAGAAAGGAUCACUGUGCUUCUCGCUUCAAAUAUGUCGGGCACUGAGCGCCUGCCACUACUAGUCAUCGGGAAGGCACGUAACCCGAGGUGUUUUAAGAGCAUUCACCACUUUCCUGUGCAAUAUCGUGCCAACAGAAAGGCCUGGAUGAUUUCGGAUAUUUUCCAAGCUUGGCUGCACCAACUCGACCGCCGCUUCUCUGCUAACAAGCGCAAGGUUUUACUUCUAGUUGACAACUGCAGUGCUCAUACCAGAGUGACAGGGCUGGAGUGCAUCGAACUUGUAUUUCUACCUGCAAACACGACGGCUGCUCUGCAAUCGCUGGAUCAAGGGAUAAUUCAGCACGUGAAAAGCAGGUACAGAAAGCAUGUACUGGAACGGAUUGUGCUGUGCAAGGAAGUGACUCUCCUGACAGCAAUUCACAUUUUGGCUCAUGUCUGGAGCGAAACGCCGCCCGCGGUCAUUGAGAAUUCUUUCCAGCACAGCGGCUUUGUCUGCCCUGACGACUCGGAUAUUCCUCCAGAGGCCACUCCAGAGGACACUCGCGAGCCCACUGGAAAUAUGGACGGCGAGGUGAAUGACACGCAUUUUGACUCUCUCCUUCCUAGUGGCGUCCAGAUUUUAGACUAUGUCUCUAUAGACUAUCAUGUUGCCAUUGCUGAUCUGCUGACUGACGAUAAUAUAUUAUCGGAAGGGCUUGAGGAGGACCAAAAUCACUUUUCUGAUGAUGACGGCCAGGAUGAGCCGAUGCGACGUCAACGCACCGUGCAGGAGGCCGCCGAAGCCCUCGCUGUCCUCGAGGAGUUCUGUACCAAGUUGCUCAAACUUCUCGUUGCUCAUGAUAUUGGGCAAGCCAAGUGCCGUUUUCAGUCCCCUGAGGAGCAUGGAGUUGACCUUUUUGAUUUCACUCUUACUGCAGGCGAGCUGCUGGUGGUUGGGAGGCUGACAAGGUCGCAGCCCCUGCAUGAGCUCCGACUGGCCGCGCAAGAUGGAGGCGGCCUGCAGUCGCUGCUCAAUGCCCGUGUCUAUGUCAGUGUGCUAGGUCGGGGUCAGCAGCCACCCUUGUUCCAGAGACCACGCUAUGCCUUUCAAGUGCGUGAAGAUGCUGCACCCAGCACUGUCAUUGGCACUGUGGCUGCCGCCACCAGAACACCUGGGGGUCAGCAGCCCAGGGUUCGCUACUCCAUUUACUCGGGUGACCCGGAGGGAUACUUCUCGAUUGAUGCCCACCUUGGCAGCAUCCGUGUGGAGCGCCCUCUGGAUCAUGAGGCACACCCAUUCCUGCUGCUCAAUGUGCAAGCUACAGCUGGCACACAGCCUCCUGCCUAUGGACACACUCAGGUGAAUGUGACAAUCUGGGACGUGAACGACAAUGCGCCCCACUUCGAGAGUGCAGUGCUCAAGCUCAGCUUGCCCGAGAAUGUAGCAGUUGGCACGGCGACGUACGUUGCUCAGGCUCACGACGCCGAUGCAGGCCGGAACGGGGCAGUGCGCUACACGCUACUUGAGGCACCUCCGGGCCUCUUUGAACUCGGGCCUCGAUCCGGGCGGCUUGCCUUGCUUCGGUCACUGGACUACGAGACGCAACCUCGUCUGCGACUUGUGUUGGGGGCUGCCGACGGGGGCACUCCAGCCCAGUCUGCCUCUAUGACAUUGCUGGUGGAGGUGCAGGAUGUCAACGACAAUGCCCCAGUGUUUGACCAGCCGGCGUACAGUGUCAGCGUGCUAGAGUCCUUGCCAGCCAACUCUCAUUUCCUCCAGGUGAGUGCCACAGAUCGGGACACAGGCAACAAUGCCCGGCUUUCUUUUCGGCUCACAGCAAGUGGGGAGUUUGGCAUCUUCCCAAACAGUGGACUGCUGUAUAUCCGUGAGCCCUUGGACCGGGAAGCCUGCGAUCUGCACUGGCUCUCGGUGGUAGUUGUGGACAAUGGCAGCCCUGCCAUGUCAGCCACGGCUAGCGUGGAAGUGCAUGUCCUCGACGCAAAUGACAAUGCUCCCGAAUUCAGCGCCACUUCCUUGGAGCUUGCUGUGCCAGAAAAUCUGCCAGCCGGCCACCUGGUUGGUCAACUGCAGGCUCGGGACCAAGACGCUGGCAGCAAUGCUGUGCUUCGCUACAGCCUGCUGCACUCUAACGGCAGCAGCUUUAAGGUUGACCCAGUUACUGGGGAUGUGCACAGCCUGGCCACCCUCGAUCGUGAAGUCCAGGCCAGUUAUGAGUUGCUGGUGCGAGUGCAAGACCAGGGCACACCAACCCUUUCGAGCACCGCGCGGCUGCGGAUUUCUGUGGUCGAUGAGAAUGACAAUGCACCAGUUUUCGUAGAACCUUUGGACCGCUUACUGAAUGUGCGUGAGCACCAGCCAGUCGGCAGUGAGCUUGUGCAGGUGCGUGCUGUGGAUGCCGAUGAGGGACCCAAUGGCCAAGUCAUCUAUGAGAUUGUUCCAGGCAGCGGUCAGCAACGAGAUGGGCGCAUGGCCUUUUCCGUGGAUGCACACACGGGCCGGCUGAUCACACGUCUGGUUCUCGACCGGGAGAGCCAAGAGGAAUUCUCGCUGGUUGUAGUGGCACGUGACCGGGGCCACCCACCACGUGAAGCUCGGCUGGCACUGCUGGUGCGCGUGCUUGGCCUCCACCAUCUACCGGGAUCGGCCACUCCUGGGGGGUCCAUGCGGAGGCUGCGCGUGCGCGAAGGAGCAGCCGCAGGCACCGUGCUGGGAUCCUUGGCACCGCACCCGGCAGGGGCCACCUUCUGUCUCUUGGGCGAGCCGCUCGUAUUUGAUGUUGGUCAGCACUCUGGUGACGUGUUCACAGUGGGGGAAGUGGACUUUGAAACGGCCAGCGAGCACCAGCUGCAAGUGCGGCUGGAUGAUGCUGGCACCACCACACUCAUUCAUGUCCAGAUUCAAGUGGAGGACGUGAAUGACUGUGCCCCCACUUUUCCGGAGGACCCUGUUCACUUGUCUGUGCCUGAAGACAUCCCUCAAGGAACUGUGGUGUGGACGCUUGCUGCUCAAGAUCUGGACAGUGCUGAUAAUGGCAAGUUGGUGUACCACCUAGACGAAGAGUGGCCAUCCGUGGGCGCCUUUGAUGUGGAGCCUUCGACGGGGAAGGUGGUGGUACGCACACACUUGGAUCGGGAAAGCCAAGCUUCCUUCGUGCUCAUCGUCAGGGCCGAAGACCAGCCAAGCUCAAGUGCGCCACUGACGGCUCGCGUCACCUGCUUCAUCAGCAUUGAAGAUGUUAAUGACCACAGCCCCACUUUUGCUUCGGCCGCAGAGGUUUCCAUUGCGCCUGAUGCUCCCGUGGGUGCUGUCCUGCAACAGCUCAUUGCUAUUGACCUGGAUGCCGGAGAAAAUGGCCACGUUUUUUACCAUGUAGCCGGGGGAAAUGAUGCGGGCUACUUCUCUCUCGACCGCAACACUGGGCUUCUGACUGUUGCACGACCCCUGGCGGUGCUGCCUGAAAGUCUUGUUCUGAACAUCACUGCCAGUGACAAUGGAUCACCACGACGUAGCGCCCAUCAGGAGCUGCACGUGCAUCGUAGCGAGGCACCACAACGGCCACCACGCUUUGACGAGUCACACUACGCAGCAAAUGUGUCUGAGGAUGCUCCUGUGGGCACUACUGUGCUUGUGGUUCGUGCAUCAGGAGGAAGAAAUUUGUCAUACAGUCUUCCCACUGGUGGAGGCCACUUUGGUGUGGAUGCACACACGGGUGUGGUGCAUACCUUGGCACUGCUUGACCGAGAGGUGCAGGUGCAGCACGAGUUUGUCAUGUUUGUGACUGACGACCAGAAUCAGGUUGACAGCUGCCUGGUGCUAGUGCGGCUCCUGGACGUCAAUGACCAGAGCCCCGAGUUUGACGACUCAUGCCGAGGGCUCGCUGUCCCGGAGAAUGGACCACCAGAGUUGCACACCCUGGUUGCUUGGGACCGUGAUGAAGGUCCCAACGCUCGUAUUCUGUACUCCAUCACAGCAGGGAAUGUGGGAGACAAGUUUCAACUGGAGGCCCACACCGGUAGACUGCUGGCAAGUGCACCACUGGACCGGGAGGCGGUGUCUGAGUACCGGCUCACUGUGGUGGCCACUGACCAAGGCAGCCCGACUCGCACAGGCAGCUGCACCCUGGUGGUCACUGUGUUGGACGAGAAUGACGAACCACCCCGUUUUGAGCAGGCCGUGUACAGCGCCAGUGUAGCUGAGGACGCUGCCCCCAACACCACUGUGCUGGCAGUGCGCGCCCAUGACCCAGACCUUGGACCUGGAGGUCGUGUCUCGUACUCUUUGGCAAACGAGACGGCAGCCCUGUUUCGAAUAGACAGCGACACCGGUGUUCUUACCACAACGGGGCUGUUUGACCGUGAAAAAUGUGCUGGCUACAGCUUUGAAGUGCGGGCUUCAGACAGUGGCCGCUACCAGGCCCAUUGGGCCCAUGCACGCGUGCAAGUCACUGUAGUGGAUGUCAACGACAACAGUCCCCGCUUUCUUGAAUUUCCCUACGUGGCUCAUGUGAGCCCCCAUGCUCCCUUGGGAUCCCAAGUAGCUCUGGUGCAAGCGCACGAUGGAGACGACGGGCCCAAUGCAGAUGUAUUCUACACUACUCCAAGUGGUGGCAAGCUGCACCUUGACACGGACACUGGGCUGGUGACAGUGGCUGCAAGCUUGGUGGCUGACAAUGGCCGGCUGCUACGCCUGGAUCUGGUGGCUCGAGAUCGUGGUCGCCCCUCUCGCAUGGCCAGUGGAGUGCUGGAGGUAUGGGUGGGGCCUGUGGCAGGCUUGCGGCUGGAUUUCUCCAAUGCAAGCUAUGUGGCACGGCUGCCCGAGGGCGCUGCCGCUGGUUCAACAGUGCUACAUGUUCAAGCCUCAGCCAUGAGCCAGCCUGGCCUGGCUGUCACUUACAGUCUAGGGCCGGACCAGGAUCAGGGGCCCUUUGUCAUCCACCGAACCAGUGGCACUGUGAGUGUGCGAGAUUCCAAGCAGCUGGACUAUGAGGAGCGCCCCGAGCUUGAGCUGCCGCUGUGGGCACAUGCAGAGACACCCUCGGGGGCCAUGCUACAUGGCUACGCCCGGCUGUUAGUGCAGUUACUGGACCAAAAUGACAAUUCGCCACGUUUCUCCCAAGAGCGCUACGUGGCCUCGGUCUGGGAAGGGUGCUCCCGUGGAACCUUUGUUGCACAGGUGUCGGCACUGGAUGCAGACCGGGGUAGUGGGCUGGUGUACCACAUAGCAGGUGGCAACGUGGACCAAGCCUUUGUGCUGGAGCCCCCCUUGAGUGGCCAUGUGCGCACCAACACAGUCCUGGAUCGCGAAAUUCGGGACACAUAUAUGCUCACCCUUGUGGCAACCGACGAUGGCCAGCCACCUCGCACGGGGUCAUGCACUUUACACAUCACAGUCAUUGAUGCCAAUGACAACCAGCCUGUCUUUCCGCCAGACAGUGUUGUCAGCAUUCGUGAAGAUGCUCGAGUAGGCUCCACGGUGACCACGAUCACAGCCAAUGACGUCGACACACACCCAGUGCUGCGCUACUCUUUGGCUGAGCCACGUGGCACCUUUGUGGUGGACCACUUCUCGGGUCGGCUGCUGUUGGCUGAACCGCUCGACUAUGAGCAGCAGCGCGAGUAUCAGCUGCGGCUGCAUGUCUCUGACACGACACACGUCGCCGAGACCCUGGUGACCAUACGAGUGCUGGACACCAACGACCACGCACCUCGGUUUUUGCAGCCAUUUUACAAUGUGCCCAUUUCCGAGUCGGCAGCACUCGGGUCAUCCGUGGUUACUGUAAGCGCCACUGAUCUCGACUCUGGUGACAAUGCCAACAUCCACUACAGCUUUGCUGGCUUUUCAGAUGGCUUCUAUAUUGACAAACAGACUGGCACAGUAUACACCAACGGAAGCCUCGACUUGAGUCGGCCAGUGAUGCAGCUCCUGGUUCGAGCAACCGACAAUGGCCACCCGACCCGGUCGAGUGUUGUCCCACUGCGCAUGCACCUGGCAGACAUUAAUCACAGUGCACCCAAAUUUCUGGAGACUGUCUACAGAGCCAGUGUACCAGAGAACACCCUUCCGGGUUCUACGCUUCUGCGAGUGUCAGCCAGCGACCAAGAUGGGCGUGUGGAAUACCGUCUCCUGGACACAGCUAGUGGGCGGUUCGUGCUAAGCCAUGGCUCCCUCGUACUGGCACGGGCACUGGAGCCACGUGCACGAUAUGCAUUGCGUGUUUUGGCUACAGACCUAGGCCGGCCUCCUCGCAAUGCCACUGCACAGCUGCUCAUAAACGUCGAGGGUCGUGGGCCCCCCACAUUCACCCAGGCCCGCUACGAGGUGUCCAUCUCAGAGGGCGCACCAUUGGGCCACACAGUGCUGCAUUUGGGCCCUUUGACACCGGGCCUUCGUUACGCUAUCACUUCUGGAAAUCGACUGGGUUGCUUCCAGGUAGAUGCAAGUGGCGACCUUGUCGUGGCAGCAAAGCUGGACUAUGAUGUGCUUCCCGAGCAACGACUUGUGGUGCGCGCCAGUGACAGCAGUGGAUGGGCAGCAUUGACCAGCGUGCUGGUACACCUACAGGAUGAAAAUGAUCAUGCCCCUCAGUUCCCACUGGCCGAGUAUGUUGCCUCAGUUGAAGAAGGGGCACCCAUGGGCAGUCCUCUGCUUGUGGCCCGAGCCGUUGAUGGUGACAGGGGCCCAUUUGGCAAGCUCAAUUAUUCACUCGUCGAAGGGACUCAGUUAGUUGGCAUGGACAGUUCCACAGGUGCCCUUACCUCAGCGGUUGUCUUCGAUUAUGAAGCACAGUCACACUACCAGCUCACUGUGCGAGCCACUGAUUCAGGUGGACGUUGGGCAACGGCUCGCAUUCAUGUUCAUGUUCUCAGUCGCGAUGAAUUCAUCCCAGUGUUUGACCAGGAGGAGUACAGGUUUGCAGUGCCUUUGGGUGCCCCCGUAGGGUUUGUCAUUGGGCAUGUUCACGCAACUGACCGUGACCGUGGACCCGACGGCCGUGUAUUGUACCAGAUCCGUGGUGGCAGUGCCCAUUUCCGCGUGAAUGCUUCUUCGGGCACUCUGUCCGUUCGUGCACCAUGGUCUGGUGGCACACGCCUUGAAGUGGUGGCAAGCUCGGGCCGGCGUGGCUCUUUGAUGGCCUCCACCGGAGUUACAUUGGAGGAGGCACCAGCAGCGCCUGCUGCCGCUUCAGCAUCGCACGGUCUUCCGGCUUGGGCAUUGGCCUUGCUAUUACUUGCCCUGACGGCCGUGGCUGGUCUGGCAGCUGCUGUGGUACUUCUGCGGGGCCGACUACAAACCAAACGGACGGCCGAGCCUAACCUCGACACGUCAUUCGACACAGUCGAUUUGCGGCGCGACCCAUUUCCAGCUUUCUACGAGAGGCCCGAUGAUGCAGCAGGUGCCAUGCACACUUCUGAGGUGUCCGAGCAGUCGAGUGGACGUGGCUCGGCUGAAGAUGAGGACGAGGAGAUUCGCAUGAUCAAUGAAGGCCUGCGGCCGCAGGGUGACAGUGGCUCGGAUAUGUCGGUUCGCAACACCCACGAAUACCUGGCCAGACUGGGCAUCGAUCCUGCCGCACCCAUUGACUCCUGGGCAAAGGCACCCAGUGCACCUGCCGACGAUGAAGACUUGUCAAGCCUGCUCUACGCCAAGCUGGAUGAACCAGCUGAGAGCUUGGGUGAGCCAUCAAUGACUGGUUCGUUAAGUUCCAUUGUGCAUAGUGAGGAGGAGCUGGCUGGCUCGUAUAACUGGGACUACCUACUGGACUGGGGGCCGCAGUACCAGCCACUGGCGCAUGUUUUCGCUGAAAUUGCUCGGCUCAAGGAUGAUGUGCGGGCCGGUGGGGCCCCACCGCGCUCCCCUGUUGGAGGUGCCGUGGAUGACAGUUAUGCUGCUGCCUUGUCACCUUCCUUCUCGCCUGCACUGCUGCCUCUUGCCUCAAGGUCUCCCUCACCUCUGCCCUGUUUGCGCCGAACACAACCGGACUCCUAGGUUCACAUGAAUGGCACAGGAAAUGUGCAAACCAUGUGGUGUCAUUGUAAGUACAUGCACUACAUCACCACAUACAAGUGCAUUGCAUUGGCAUUCUACCGCCUUGGAAGUUGUAUUGCGGACUUCGUAGAUUUAAUACAAGACUGUUUGAUGACUUGUGCUAACCUCAGUCAUUCCAAAUGGGGGUACAGUUGAAGCUCGUAAAUUCCAACUUGAAGGUGACUACCAAAUUGUUUGAAUUAAGCGGACUCGGCGCUACUACUUUCUUGUGGUCAUUGGUUUCAUAAACUAAGUUCAUGAAGCUCUGACAAUGAACAGCAUUCAUUGCUCAGUCAGCGAUAUGGCAGAAACAAGCACGGACAUGCAAUUAUGUGAGAAAUAUAUGGAUUUAUUUAUGUUACAAACAUUUUUUUUAUUUAUAUAGUUGACAAAAACACAUCUGAAAGUAAUUUGCAUUUGCAUGUGCUUUUUCUCUCGCAACUCCAUGAGCCUUGUUUGCAGAUGGCUCAAGAGCUCCUGCGCAGCGUCUGAACUCUCUAUGCUGAGAAACGCUGCUGCUUCAUUGUUCUGCAUGUCUAAUAAAUUAAUUAGGUUUGGUUCUGUAACAGAUUUCAAUCACUGAGGGUCGGCUGCUGCAUGAAGCAAUGAAAAUCGAGGGCUUCCUGUUGGAAUUAAGCAUUGCGAACACUGACAUGUUUAAUUAUUGAAUUUUUUUCUGUAGAAAUACAUAGGGCUGUGCAGGGACAGCGGUGUCAGUUUUAACUGCAAGUUUGAAUUAACCGAGUUUGAAUUAAUGGGCUUCUAAUGUACUACUGUCACUGCAAAGUAAGCUAGCACAAAUGGCUUCUAUAGUGUGUGAUGCUCCUGCAUUUAUAGCCAUGUUUUGCUAAGCGGCAGUUCAGGUGCAGUGGUAAUUCAUUUUGAAGCGAACUAAAAGUGCGCGGAAAGCAUGGAUGAAAAAAGAAACAGACACAUACUAGUACACAUAUCAUAGAAGCAGAUGUGUGUGUGUGUACGUGUGUGCUUUUCUUUCGUCUAUAUUUUCUAUGCAAUCCAAGUUCUCCCAGCUUUUGCAAUCCAGAAUUUCAUUAUUAAGUUUGUAGGGGUGACUGGACUGGUAUCACCUGAUGGAUUCAUACUGAGUAGAGCUGGCCCAUAUCAAAAAAGGAGCUUUUGACUGUGUUCACACCUUGGGGCUUGUGGUCAACAACUGAUCCAAUUCAACUUAAAUGUUCAUUGCAGAGCAUCUAGAGUGCCCUCACCUGUUGAAUUGACACCAAAUUAAAAUGAGCAAAAUGGUUAUCAUUGGCUGGUAAAGAAUAAUCCAUGUACUAAGCUGGUGAAUGCAAAACACAGACAACUAGUGCUCAAGAGAAAAUGACACAGUGGAUGCCAAGGGACAGUUGAUGAUGGCUCGGAAUCAAAUGGUGCGGUAAAACUUGUCAUUUUGUAAUCUACAAAUCAGUUUGCACUAGAUGGGCCUGAUUCUCUAUCCUGCUGUGAACAUCCUGCUGUGUAUGUUUAGAAACAACCCUCACUGCCUAAUUCAUGCCUGUGACACUGCUGCGGCACCCAUCUUCCGUCGAUGUACUGUGAAUAUAAUGGUAACACUGUUAUCCUAAAAUCUUGUUUUGUAUAUUUACUUUAUCAUAGUUAUAGUGAAAAUGAUGCCCCAUGUUUUUAUGUUAUGUUGUAUCAACUUGUGACCUGUUGCCAAAGUGCAUUUGCCAGGCACAGAAAUAAAGAAACAACUAGGAAGUAUAGAACACAUGCACACCAUCCAAGCAAUCGCAUCAUUAACUCAUCCCUGACAUUAUGUGUAUGUGUUCUAUGCAGAAUGCAUUUACUGUGACUAAGCACAUAGUAUUCCUACUCAGUGCAAAUAUUACAGGCAAGCACAGGGUGUGUGGCUGCUGUGUAGCAGCCAUCUGGCUUAUUGGCAAUGCUUUCUGCCAGCUAUGGUUUUGUAACUUCGCAAGUUCAGUGUGCUCGCAAUAAUUUAUUUUGCAGAAAAAUAUUCCGAAAUUUAUCUUAAAUAUUGCAGAAAUCUUACUGAAAGAACAUUGGUUGAAAAUGCACAUCAUGCGAGAAGAUUGACGUCCAUGGGAAACUUGCACAAAUUCGUAAAUGGGACCAUUUACGAGCCAGGCUGAAUAUCUGGAAAGUCUGUCGGCACUGUGCUUGUUCCUGCUUGUCACUGCUGCAUCACACUUGACGAGCCAAUGUAUGCACCGAUCACACAGUUGCAUUGUUGUGGUAGUGCUGAACACGUGUAAUUUAUUAUUUUGUGUUGUAUUAGCAUGGCAAUAGCUCUAUAGGUCAUGAAAAUUUGCAGUGUGCUCUUUGCUGGCCCACCAGCUCUGCAGUGUGUGUUUGCUUACAACCAAUACAUUUUCAUGGCUGAUGAUGUAUGACAGCAAGCUUUGAUAUGGGGAAAGACAUCACUGCAUGCACUUGAUAUUCCUGACCAUUAUGUUUUUCUUCAAGGUUUUGAACAGCUGCCCCGCCGCGGUGGUUUAGUGGCUAAGGUACUUGGCUGCUGACCCGCAGGUCGCGGGAUCGAAUCCCGGCUGCGGCGGCUGCAUUUCCGAUGGAGGCGGAAAUGUUGUAGGCCCGUGUGCUCAGAUUUGGGUGCACGUUAAAGAACCCCAGGUGGUCAAAAUUUUUGGAGCCCUCCACUGCGGCGUCUCUCAUAAUCAUAUGGUGGUUUUGGGACUUUAAACCCCACAUAUCAAUUAGUCAAGGUUUUGAACAGCUCUCAUCGCAUCUUCACUGUGCACUGCCACAAGUUGGCUUUUUGCAGCAAGGUUUUGAACUUGCAUUUCUGUAAAAUAUUCAUCCUGUACAGUGAAAAUCAUCUAGGGGUAUGCUGAUAGCUGCUGUAGACGAUUACUGUGUCUAAUCUUGUGAAGCAGCUUUUUGAGUAUUUCUAGCCUGUAUUCUGUGUAACAUGAAUUCCUAUUGUGAUCAUUACUGCCAUAGCUGUGCCAACAACUCUGUAAAAGCUGUGAUGCAAUUUGGGCCAGCCACUCUGUGCGUUGCAACAGCUGUACUUUCGUGCCUCUUCCCCAAUGUGUAGUAGUGCAAUUCUGUACAAAGUUUUGGCAGAAGCUGCCCUGUAAAUAUGAUGUUGCCUCAGAGGCCGCUUGAAACUACCUCAGAAGUGCGGCUUGUGUAGUGAGAAAUAAAUGUUGCUUGAUUCCUUCA